UUCUCAUCGUUGCAUUACAAAAAUAAGAAGAAUCAAGAAUGAAAACGGUUUUGCAUAUGACGAACGUGUUUUGUGCCUUGACGGUGGUUGAGUGCAUCCCAGAAUUACAGUUAUUACAAGUUGUAUUUGCUCAUAAAACGUAUGCCCCAAUUCUGGAUCUCAUAAGCAGUAAUGUUACGGAUUCACCAACCAGUUUAACAUACGAACACUUUAUCAACGCUCCCCGCAGCAUGCCCAACGCUGGUAUGCUUAACAUGUACAACCUAGGAGCUCAUUUACGUGAGGUUUACAAUGAAUUUUUGGGUGGCAUAUAUAUGGAAAAAACGAUGAAAAUGCAAACUGCUGAUUAUCCGUUAUCGAUGAUGUCUGGCCAAUUAGUGAAUGCAGGUCUUUGGCCUCCGACGGAGAUUCAGAAAUGGAAUAACGAUAUAAACUGGCAGCCGAUACCAACAGAUUACGUGUCCAUGUGCAAAGAUACUCUGUUACUCGGAAUGUAUUGUCCAAGUUUUGCUUCUGAAACGAUGAAAGUGUUGAAUAUGGAUCAAGUGCGAGCAACAAUAAAGGAUCAUUCAACUUUGUUCGAGGCUUUGUCUCGAUACACUGGUAUGGAAAUUAGCCAGCCGUCUCAAGUGGCUUUAUUAUAUGCUGUUCUUGAAACGCAAGCAGAUCUGAAUCAGACGCUUCCAUAUUGGGCGAGUGACGUAUUUCCCCAUGGAGAGAUGUAUAACGUGUCCUUGUUGGAGUAUGACCUCCUUUCGCAAACUCUUCUGCAAAAACAAUUAAACGGAGGGACGAUCUUGAAAGAAAUUUUAACAAAUUCAUUGUCGUAUAUUAGUGGAAAAAUAUCGAAAAAAAGAAAGCUCAUGAUGUACAGUGGAAACGAGAGGAACAUUAUAGGUGUUUUGAAAAGUUUGGAUUUGUGGUCGCCACAUAUUCCUAACGAGGCUGCCUCGAUAAUAUUCGAAAUGUAUUUUGAUAAUGAAACUGAAACCUACGGUAUGAAGAUUAAUUACUACACAGGAGUGGAAGGAGAGACUAUACCUUUAAAGUUAAAUAACUGCACGAAAAUCUGUCCGAUGAAAAUAUUUUUAGAUUCAAUAUUCGAUCUGUUGCCACAAAAUGAGCAUACAUUAUGUCAUUGGAAGAAGAUCGAAUUUGCAGAUCAACAUAAUUUUGUAAUAAUUGAUAGUGCGAUGUAUAGUAGUACUACAUCGUAUAAAUUAAAAAGUAUUAUGAUUAGUUUGUUACUAAUAGUUACUUUAUUUAUAUUUUAA
This is a messenger RNA of Megachile rotundata (alfalfa leafcutting bee), 1274 nucleotides long. RefSeq names its product venom acid phosphatase Acph-1. The record is from RefSeq and is a predicted model, not a curated record. NCBI's taxonomy places the organism in Eukaryota, Metazoa, Arthropoda, Insecta, Hymenoptera, Megachilidae. Gene Ontology annotation, biological process: dephosphorylation. Gene Ontology annotation, molecular function: phosphatase activity.